CCAUUGGACCAAUUAUUCCAACUAUUUCAGAGAGAGAAAGAAAAAGAAAAAACAAUAAAGCUUAGUUUUCAUUGCUCCGGUAUAGUGAGAGAGAGGUCCAUUUGAUCUGAUCGAAUAAUAUAUAGUUUAGAUAUUAUUGUUAUUACUAUUACGAAAUGGGAAACAGCUUAAGGUGUUGUUUGGCUUGUGUUCUUCCCUGUGGUGCCCUAGACUUGAUUCGGAUUGUCCAUUUAAAUGGCUACGUUGAGGAAAUAACACGUCCGGUAACCGCCGGCGAGAUCCUUAUGGCAAACCCUAAUCAUGUUAUCAGCAAGCCAUGCUCUCAGGGCGUUGUUCGUCGGAUUUUGAUACUCUCACCGGACACAGAGCUCAAAAGGGGCAGCAUAUAUUUUUUGAUCCCGGCUUCUUCCUUACCGGACAAGAAAAAAUCCGGCAACGGCCUCAAGAAACCUACCAAGAAAAUCAAAAAGUCAAGCACUACCGGUACACCUACAACCACCGCCGGGUUAUCCGACUCCGUCGACUGCGAUCGGUACUUAUCGAAUAUUAAAUCCGAUAAAAAAUCUUCACGCCGGGAUCGACGAAGCGGCUCCCGAGUCGGAGUAUGGCGGCCUCAUCUUGAAAGUAUCUCAGAAGACUGAUUUAUUUUCUUUCUUUCUUUCUUUCUUUUUUUCCGGCGCCGGAAUGUUGAGUUUUACCGGUGAUGACCAAAGGGGGUUCAAUCAUGCAAUGGGGUCGGUUACUUUUUUUUUUUUCUCACUUCCUUUUGAUGUAUGUGGGGUUGUUUCGAUUUUGUGGAUAAAUAUAUAUAUUUUUAUUUUGAUCUUCUCGUGUUCAUUUUACAGUUUUUUUUUUAUGUUUCGGUCUGCAUGUAAUAAUGGCCGAUUCGAAUUCCAGUCUUCAUCAUGAGAUCGAUCGAUAUAUAUGAUAGUCCGUUUGGUUCCCAAUAAAAUACUUUCACCGAGAGAAUGCAUGUGCCGGAGCAAGAAGGAAAAAAGAGAGAGAGAAAGAAAGAAAUGAUUAUACUUGUGGUCAUUAAAAAGUUGUAAUUUACACCUAAUUAAGAUGUAAUUAUAAGUAUAGUUCUCUUCUUUAUAUCUAUAUGAUCUAGUCAUCUCAUGAUGUUUCUGGGUGGGAAAAGAAAUUGCCAAUUAAAAAGUUAUUGAUGAGGGUGUGCGCGUGUUUACAAUAUGUAUUUUAAAAUUGGGUUUGCUCUACUUAUGAUUAAUCAAAUUAUUACUUGCUUGUGUGCUUU
Humulus lupulus (European hop) is the source of this 1255-nucleotide messenger RNA. RefSeq lists its product as uncharacterized. Bases 156 to 641 code for a protein of 161 amino acids. The record is from RefSeq and is a predicted model, not a curated record. NCBI's taxonomy places the organism in Eukaryota, Viridiplantae, Streptophyta, Magnoliopsida, Rosales, Cannabaceae. The transcript has a single exon.